CCUGAGAGAGCCGCCGGUCGCCCGGCUAGAGGCGAGGCGCGCUUCACACGGGGCAGCAUGGUGGGCGGCCGGCGCGAUGGAGCCGUCUGAUGCGUGGGACCCGUACAGCCGGCCGGCCCGCCGAACCCAGUGGUUGAUCAGCGCCCUGGCUUACCACUACGGGCUGGACCGGGGCGUGGAGAACGAGAUCGUGGUGCUGGCCACGGGUUUGGACCAAUAUUUGCAGGAGAUCUUCCACCACCUGGACUGGGAGGGCGAAGGCAGGAUCCCUGGCGAGGAUUUCCGGACCCUCUGCCAGGUGUUGGGGCUGGAGGAGGAGGCGGCCGCCGACCCUGAGGAGUGCGCCGGCCUCUGCGAGAACCUCUCGGCCGACCUGACUUUCCGGCAGUUCCAUGCCAAGCUGUGCGGCUACUUCAGCACCAAGGCCGGGUGCCAGGCGCAUGGCCAGGGCAUGGGGGUGGCGCGCCUGCCGGUGGGCAAGGAGAGUGAGCACAUCGAGACCCAGAUCCGCCUGCGCAGCCCGCUCCGCCGCCGCAAGGAGAAGGCAGCGGCGGGACCCCCCAAGGGCGGCCGGAGUAGCAGGAGCAGCAGCGGGGUCCGGGGGGCGGCCUCUCCUCCGCCCUCCCCGCUGCCUCCGGGGUCGUGCUCCAGGGAGUGCUACGAGGAGAUCGUGGCGCUGGAGCAAGCCGAGGACCGGAUCGUCAAGCUGGAGGAGGAGAACGCCAGCCUGCGCGAGCUGGUGGAGGACAUGCGGGCGGCUCUGCAGAGUAGCGACGCCAGGUGCUUGGCGCUGCAGGUAGGACUGUGGAAAAGCCAUGCUAAUCAUAAGAAAAAUGGUACCUGCUUUAUACAUAAUCGGAGAUUAUUAACACACAGCCAGUCCCAGACUUCCAAGUGCCUUCAAAGUGUUCUAAAGGAAGUGGAACUAAUCCGGAAUUCUAGGGAUGGACAAAUUGAAGAAGCAAUUAGGUUUAAUCAAGAAUUGGAAAAGGAGCUGAGGAGUUCUCAGGAAGCCGUGGUCAUCCUGGAAGACAGCAAUCACAGCUUAAAGAGGGAGCAAGCUGAAAUGAGAAAGAAGGUUGAAGAAGCAAGGCAGGCGGUUCUUAACAGCCUUGGAAAAGUAAAACAGCUAGAAGCUAAAGCCAGCGAAGUGCCGCAUUUGCAGAUAUAUAUCCAGCAACUGGAAUCAGAACUACAAUAUUAUAGGUCGGACAUCUUGAAGGUCCAGCUUCCGAUACCAGGCAGCCUAGAGCAGAAGGCCAGCCCAGCAGUGAAUGGGCAAUACUCCUCAUCAGUUGUUCAUCAACACAGAAGUUCACCCACUGGUGGAGCAGGAGUAUCAGAGAAUGUGGAAGAUCAGAUGUUUCGUUCAGUGGAAGGCCAGGCAGCAUCUGAUGAGGAAGAAGAGAGAGGGAAUGGGGACCAGCCCUCCCAGGUGGCUGAAGUGAAGAAACUCUUAGCCAGACUUCCCUGCUGUAGUAGCGGAUGUGAUGAUCCUGUCGUGAAGAAGCUGAUGUCCAAUUUUGCCAGCAGUAGCAGAGAUGAGAAGGUCAUCGUGGAACUAGUCAAGAGACUCUCAAAGCUGAUGGAAGAGCUUGAGACAAAAGGGCAAGAAGUGAAAAAGCUAGAAAUAAAUAUGGAAGAGAUGAAAGGCCCAUUGCUAGGGGAACUGCAGCAGAAGAUGGAGGAGACUGAAUUGCUGAAGAUGGAGUUGCAGAUGUUGGAAACAGAAAGAGUAAGGCUGUCAUUGGUGGAAGAAAAGCUCUUGGAUGUAUUACAGCUUCUUCAGCAGCUUCGGGAUCUGGUAUGGAAAGAAGAGAAUAACAUAUCUAAGCGAGCCCUGGGGAAGAUUGUACUCAGCACUUUGGAAUCUUGCUGUGACCCACAACAUGGAAAGCCACAUAUUUUUGAAGUCCUCGAUACUCUCUACCAUGAACUGACUGCCUGCGAACUCAUUCAUAGCAAACAACUUGAAACAACUCCUGGUCAUCAGUCCUUGGUUAACCCAUUGGUCAUCUCCUGUUGACCAAGCGAUUAUUUUCACAUUAUAGGGUUUCCAAGCUGCAAUGCAAUAUACAGUGGAGAACUGAAACCAGUGGAAAAAUAUAAACAAAUAUACAAAGAAAUAAAAUAGAGAGCAUUAGCAUUUCCUUAGUGACUGCCACUCAUGACAUCUGUAAAAUUCCACAGCUGGAAUAGUAAAAGACUAUUGCAGAAGAACAAGUAUGCAUUUCAUGUGGAUUUAUCAUGCUCAAUAUUAGCAAAUCUGUCAGUUCCCAGAUCUUGAGCACAGUUC
Molecule: messenger RNA, 2296 nt
Organism: Sphaerodactylus townsendi
Lineage: Eukaryota; Metazoa; Chordata; Lepidosauria; Squamata; Sphaerodactylidae
Gene: EFCC1
Product: EF-hand and coiled-coil domain containing 1
Exons: 8
Coding region: 77-2026 (649 amino acids)
Molecular function (GO): calcium ion binding
Source: RefSeq, a predicted model, not a curated record